AAUGCGAAACUAAUUUUAAACAGCCCACAAUCGAUGCUGCGCUCACCUGCUUAGUUAGUUCCGCUGAGACCAACGCAGCACCUCAAAACUCAUGUCUUAUGUCAAAACUGUACCAGCCCUUACUCGGGCAGGCGUGGAUAUAAACGUCAGAAGACUGAAUACCCUUUCUAACCGAAGAGCACAGUCCACUGUCGCCUCAACUCAGGCAGACCAGGAUGUCACCAACAGAGAGUCCUACUCUUCAAGGAAAAGCAGAAAUGCUUCCUCCUCUCCAAAGAUCUCUAUUGACUUUGAUCUGACACAGGAAGCAUACAAGAGUAAAGACAAUUUAGAACUGCUCAGAAGUUUGGUGGUUUUCAAACUGUGCUCCUAUGACCUUUUGGUUGAUAAGAACAAGGAGCUGAUGGAUAUCAGUAAGUUCCUACUGGGGAAGAAGGCAUUUGAGCAGUUUAUGAAGAUGACAUUCUAUGGCCAGUUUGUGGCGGGAGAGGACCACAAGUCCAUCAAGUCUCUGAUUCAAAAGAACAGGGCCUUCGGAGUGGGCUCUGUCCUGGACUACAGUGUAGAGGAGGACCUCACACAAGAGGAUGCAGUGACUAAAGAGAUGGACUCAUGUGUGUCUGCUACAGAGAAAGAAGGCAUGAGCAAGGACCACAGAGAAAAGCAGUAUAAGACUCACCGUCGAGGGGGAGUGACUGGCGACAGGACAUACUUCUACUCUGAUGAGGCCAAAUGUGACCAACACAUGGAGACCUUCCUAAAGUGUAUCAAAGCAUCUGGUGGGAGCUCAGUGGAUGGCUUCUCUGCCAUCAAGAUGACUGCACUGGGACGACCUCAGUUCCUGCUCCAGUUCUCGGAGGUGCUGGUGAAAUGGAAGCGUUUCUUCAGCUUCCUGGCGGCACAGCAGGGGAGAGAUGGCAUGGAGGCUCUGGAGCAGAGGCUAGAGCUGCAGCCACUACAGGAGUUUAUGACCACGCUUGGGGCCACAGGUGACUUCCAUGGCUGGUUCACUGGAGAGAAACAAGGAUCAGGAACCAUUGACAGGCUGGACUGGAACAGCCUGAUCGACGACAGAAUAAAGAUAUCAGAUCUGCUGGUUGUCCCAAAUUUAGAGACUGGUCAGCUGGAGCCCCUGCUCAGUAAGUUCACAGAGGAGGAGGAGAAACAGAUGAAGAGGAUGCUCCAGAGGCUGGACGUACUUGCCAAUCAUGCAGAGGAGCACAGUGUUCGUCUGAUGGUGGAUGCAGAGCAGACCUACUUCCAGCCCGCCAUCAGCACACUGACUGUGGAGAUGCAGAGGAUCUACAAUAGAGUGAAACCUGUCAUCUUCAACACCUACCAGUGCUACCUCAAGGAGGCCUAUGAUAUCGUGACCAUGGAUGUUGAGUUGUCGAGGCGUGAGGGAUGGUUUUUUGGGGCCAAGCUGGUGCGUGGGGCUUAUAUGUACCAGGAGAGGAGCAGAGCGGAGGAGAUCGGAUACGAGGACCCCAUCAACCCUGACUAUGAGACCACUAACAUGAUGUACCACAAGUGUCUAGACUACAUCCUCGAUGAGAUUGUACUGAACAGAAAUGCCAAUGUCAUGGUUGCUUCUCACAAUGAGGACACAGUGAAGCACACCCUCAGGAGGAUGAAUGAGUUGGGCCUGACUCCCACAGAGAACAAGGUGUACUUUGGACAGCUGCUGGGCAUGUGCGACCAAAUCAGCUUCCCAUUGGGCCAGGCAGGUUUCCCGGUCUAUAAAUAUGUUCCAUACGGGCCGGUGAAUGAGGUGAUACCGUACUUAUCCCGUCGUGCCCAGGAGAACAGGGGCUUCAUGAAGGGUUCCCAGAGGGAGAGGGAGCUGCUGUGGAAGGAGCUAAAACGAAGGCUGGCCUCGGGACAGGUCUUCUACAGACCUCAGCCUGAACCGGGUCUAUGAAAUCACAGCUAGCUAGCUGUCUGUCUGUGCUGUGUCAUGACGUUGGCCUCUUUGAGUAUAGCAACCCCAUCCCUCUCUCCCUGCCUCCCCCCUUGCCUCCUUCAACUAGGCUGCUGUGGUCAGAGGUCGUAAAUUCCUGAGAAGACCUCAUGGACACAAAGUUAUAGAGAGUAGUCUUUCAUGGAGACAAAGGAAAUCCUUCCACCUCACAGAACUUGAGGUACGAACAAAUUUCAUGUUCCGGAGAAAGUGUAAAAGAUUGGUGAAUAAUCCAGCUACGAACUGGUCCGUUUGUCACAACUUGGAAAGCUCAUGGGAGACUGUGUGGCCACAUUACCAUAACGUUGUUUAUAUAAUAGCCCCAGAUAAAGGGUUUACAUCUAAUUGUUGUAUAAGAUGAAUGAGUGAGUAUGAUACUGUUUACACAAUUUUACAAUGUGGUUUUGGACUGCUUAAUGAAGGAAAACUCAAAGGGAAUUGGAUUUGAACUAAAUCAGAGGACCGCCCCUGAGCCCAGUUAGGGUCAGACAUCCUGGGACAGCCCUUUUCUGCCAUUUCGAAUAAAACCCAACUUUGAGAAAUUAUCACCAGACCAUGUUUUUCUCCAUUAGGAGGGGGACAAAGGUUGCAGACCAUUGCUGAAUCUUUUAACCAUACCACGUGGUUAAACUCUUAGACUAUUGAUACCGACAGAAUGAGAACAAGUCUUUGAUAUUAAUUACUAGUCUGCAGCUAGGAAUUUGGUAUCAUCGAAUGCGAAGAACGACAACCGCCGAAACAUCCAUUCUAUAACGAAUGUCACUUUGAGUUAUUCCCUUUAACCAAGACAGAGAGAGAGAGAGGAAGAGAGACUGACAAUUCUACAAAAGAAAGACUUUUCACCAGCGAUCAAGACGACACACUGAGCUUAAAUAUAUAUAUUGAUUGCAAUUGUUCCCAAAUGAGUGAGCGUUCAUGUGUAAAGGAUUAGCAUUUUAAUUGUUAUAAAGGAUUAGCAUUUUAAUUGUGUCUUGUUUAACAAGCCACCAUGCCGGUUCAGCCCACUAGUGCAUAUUCUCCUAUCAUUUCAUGUAACCACAUUUACCAUGUUUGUUUGUUUAUGCAUUUCUGUGAAUUACUUAGUUAGUAAUAAAUUCAUUAUUUAAGACAA
This is a messenger RNA of Oncorhynchus masou masou (cherry salmon), 3071 nucleotides long. RefSeq names its product proline dehydrogenase 1, mitochondrial-like. NCBI's taxonomy places the organism in Eukaryota, Metazoa, Chordata, Actinopteri, Salmoniformes, Salmonidae. Gene Ontology annotation, cellular component: mitochondrion. The record is from RefSeq and is a predicted model, not a curated record. The transcript has 14 exons. Gene Ontology annotation, molecular function: FAD binding; proline dehydrogenase activity. The coding region runs from base 92 to 1921 and encodes 609 amino acids.